This is a messenger RNA of Anolis carolinensis (green anole), 15131 nucleotides long. It is a transcript of the gene dcaf1, whose product is annotated as DDB1 and CUL4 associated factor 1. The coding region runs from base 166 to 4680 and encodes 1504 amino acids. The transcript is spliced from 23 exons. Lineage: Eukaryota; Metazoa; Chordata; Lepidosauria; Squamata; Anolidae. Gene Ontology annotation, molecular function: nuclear estrogen receptor binding; histone H2AT120 kinase activity. The record is from RefSeq and is a predicted model, not a curated record. Gene Ontology annotation, cellular component: Cul4-RING E3 ubiquitin ligase complex; nucleus. Gene Ontology annotation, biological process: protein ubiquitination.
CGCGGUGGGGGCGACGGCGCUGGCGGCCGGUGACGCGCCAAGUGUGUGCCCGCCAUAGCGAGAGCGGCCGCCGGGCGACGGUGCGUGGGGCCGGGAGGAAGGCUGAGGAGGAGGCCGAGAGAGGACGACGAGGCGGCGGCGGCGAAGGGCCAGGCAGUGUGAGUCAUGUCUUCAUGUUCUGAGCUUGUGGAUUCCAAAGCUGAGCUGACUGCUUUGCUGGAGCAAUGGGAGAAGGAGCAUGGCAGCGGACAAGACAUGGUUCCGAUACUUACUCGAAUGUCAGAAUUAAUUGAAAAGGAGACAGAAGAGUACCGUAAGCGAGAUCCAGAUCCAUUUGAUGAUAGGCAUCCUGGUCGGGCAGAUCCAAAAUGUAUGCUUGGCCACUUGCUGAGGAUCCUCUUCAAGAAUGAUGAUUUCAUGAAUGCACUGGUGAAUGCUUAUGUGAUGACAAGUAGAGAACCUCCCUUGAAUACUGCUGCUUGCCGACUCCUUUUGGACAUCAUGCCUGGGCUAGAAACUGCUGUGGUCUUUCAGGAGAAGGAAGGCAUAGUUGAGAAUCUCUUCAAGUGGGCACGAGAAGCUGAUCAGCCUUUGAGAACAUAUGCAACUGGGUUGCUGGGAGGUGCCAUGGAGAACCAAGACAUUGCUGCCAACUACAGGGAUGAGAAUUCUCAACUGGUGGCCUUUGUCCUUCAGCGUCUGCGAGAACUGCAAGUCCAUGAAAUGAAUGCAAAACAUGAAAACAAGCGGCCCAGUCCUCGAAAAGUGCCCUCAGACCCUCUGCUGCCUCUUGAUGAGGAGGCUGUGGACAUGGAUUAUGGGGACAUCACAGUAGAUGGCGAGCAGGAGGAAGUGACCAGAGAUGUGGACAUCUCAUUUAACCUUGACUCUAAUCACAAGACUAGUAGUCGGGUGAACUCUGCUACAAAAAAAUCAGGGAAGCAACAUGAAAGGGAGAAUUUCCGGAAAGCAAAACAAAAACUUGGGUUCUCGACAGAGCCUGAUAAGAUGUUUGUUGAACUGUCUAAUAGCAGCUGGUCUGAAAUGUCUCCUUGGGUCAUUGGCACAAACUAUAAUUUAUACCCUUUGACUCCUGCUAUAGAACAAAGACUAAUUCUGCAGUACCUUACUCCCUUAGGGGAGUAUCAAGAGCUGCUGCCCAUCUUCAUGCAGCUUGGGUCAAGGGAGCUGAUGAUGUUCUAUAUUGAUUUGAAACGGACCAACGAUGUAUUGCUCACGUUUGAAGCCCUAAAGUAUUUGGCAUCAUUGUUGCUCCACAAUAAGUUCGCAACUGAAUUUGUAGCCCAUGGAGGAGUACAAAAGCUACUAGAGAUACCCCGUCCGUCCAUGGCAGCUACAGGAGUCUCCAUGUGCUUAUAUUAUUUGUCUUACAAUCAGGAUGCCAUGGAAAGGGUAUGCAUGCAUCCCCAUGUGUUAUCAGAUGUUGUAAAUUACACCUUGUGGUUGAUGGAGUGUUCUCAUGCCUCAGGCUGUUGCCAUGCUACUAUGUUCUUCUCUAUCUGUUUCUCAUUCCGGGCCGUCUUAGAGCUCUUUGAUAGGCAUGAUGGUUUACGGCGCCUUGUUAACCUGAUCAGCACUCUAGAUAUCCUAAAUUUGCAAACUCAAGGUGCUCUCUUAAGUGAUGAUGAGAUCUUUGCUAGCCGUCAGACUGGGAAGCACACAUGCAUGGCCAUGCGCAGAUAUUUUGAGGCACAUCUUGCCAUCAAAGUGGAACAAGUGAAGCAGUCACUCCAGCGCACAGAAGGUGGGAUUCUGGUUCACCCACAGCCUCCAUAUAAGGCUUGUUCCUAUACACAUGAACAAAUUGUAGAAAUGAUGGAAUUUCUCAUAGAAUAUGGGCCCGGCCAGCUUUAUUGGGAUCCAGCCGAGGUCUUUCUCAAACUGUCUUGUGUGCAACUUAUGCUCCAACUUAUUUCAAUAGCAUGCAACUGGAAGACAUACUAUGCCAGGAAUGAUACAGUGCGUUAUGCUCUGGAUGUUCUGGCCAUCCUUACUGUGGUUCCCAAAAUCCAGUUACAGCUAGCAGAGGCAGUGGACACGGUGGAUGAGGGAGGGACUUCUAUUUCCAUUGUGGGUAUUAGCAUCAUCCUGGGACUUGCUGAGGGAGAAUUUUUUAUUCACGAUGCAGAGAUCCAGAAGUCAGCUCUGCAGAUCAUCAUCAACUGUGUGUGUGGCCCUGACAAUCGCAUCUCAAGCAUUGGGAAAUUCAUCUCUGGCACCCCUCGUCGAGCCCUGCCCCAGCCCGCUAGGAGUAGUGAGCACACUUUGGCCAAAAUGUGGAAUGUGGUGCAAUCCAAUAAUGGCAUCAAAGUCCUGCUGUCUUUGCUCUCUGUAAAAAUGCCCAUUACAGAUGCAGACCAGAUCCGAGCGCUGGCCUGCAAGGCAUUGGUUGGUUUAUCUCGGAGUAGCACGGUCCGGCAAAUCAUCAGCAAGUUGCCCCUGUUCAGCAGCUGCCAGAUCCAACAGUUGAUGAAGGAGCCUGUGCUUCAGGAUAAGCGCAGCGAACAUGUGAAGUUCUGCAAAUAUGCGGCUGAGCUGAUUGAGCGUGUCUCGGGAAAGCCCUUGUUGAUUGGGACAGACGUCUCCCUGGCUCGGCUGCAGAAAGCAGAUGUGGUGGCUCAAUCAAGAAUCUCAUUCCCUGAGAAGGAGCUACUUCUUUUGAUCAGGAACCAUCUCAUCUCUAAAGGGCUUGGAGAAACGGCUACUGUCCUUACGAAAGAAGCAGAUUUGCCCAUGACAGCAGCCUCUCACUCCUCUGCCCUCGCCCCAGUCCCUGCUGCUGCCUCUCCUGUGACUCUGCCUCGUACCCCUCGUAUAGCAAAUGGCAUUUCAGCCCGGUUGACUAACCAUCCUUCUGUGGGUGCUGGCGCUGCCUCUGUCCAUGCCCAACCAAGGCAGACUGCUUGCCAAAGCUCACUUGCACUUCCAGGCCCGUCUCACACCACCAGCACCCCUGUGAUUGGCAGAAUUAGCUUCAUCCGAGAGCGGCCGUCCCCUUGCAAUGGCAGGAAGAUCCGAGUCCUUCGGCAAAAAUCAGACCAUGGGGCCUACAGCCAGAGCCCUGCAAUUAAAAAGCAGUUGGACAGGCACCUUCCUUCGCCUCCCACGCUGGAUAGUAUAAUCACAGAGUACCUUAGGGAGCAACAUGCACGUUGCAAGAACCCUGUGGCCACUUGCCCCCCCUUUUCUCUUUUUACACCUCACCAGUGUCCUGAACCAAAACAGAGGCGCCAAGCGCCAACUAACUUUACCUCGCGGCUCACCCGCAGAGCAGCCUUUCCAAAGUAUGGCGGGGUGGAUGGUGGAUGCUUUGAUAGACAUCUAAUAUUCAGCAGGUUCCGUCCAAUUUCUGUAUUCCGGGAAGCAAAUGAAGAUGAAAGUGGCUUCACAUGUUGUGCGUUUUCUGCACGGGAGAGAUUCCUGAUGUUGGGGACCUGCACAGGGCACCUGAAACUAUAUAAUGUCUUCAGUGGGCAAGAGGAAGCUAGCUAUAAGUGCCAUAACUCGGCCAUCACACACCUUGAGCCAUCUAGGGAUGGCUCUUUAUUGCUGACAUCUGCUUCAUGGAGUCAGCCUCUUUCUGCACUGUGGGGAAUGAAGACUGUCUUUGAAACGAAGCAUUCCUUCACGGAUGACCACUAUGUGGAAUUCAGCAAGCAUUCUCAGGACAGAGUCAUUGGCACAAAGGGCGACAUUGCUCAUAUCUAUGAUAUUCAGACUGGCAACAAGCUGUUGACUCUAUUUAAUCCAGAUUUGGCAAACAACUACAAGAAGAAUUCUGCCACCUUUAACCCCACAGAUGACCUUGUAUUAAAUGAUGGUGUCCUCUGGGAUGUCCGCUCUGCACAGGCUAUACAUAAGUUCGACAAAUUCAACAUGACAAUUAGUGGUGUUUUUCAUCCGAACGGACUGGAAGUCAUAGUCAACACAGAGAUUUGGGAUUUACGAACUUUCCAUUUGCUACACACAGUACCAGCCUUAGAUCAGUGUCGUGUUGUCUUUAAUCACACUGGAACAGUUAUGUACGGAGCUAUGUUACAGGCUGAUGAUGAAGAUGACCUGCUGGAAGAGAGGAUGCGAAGCCCCUUUGGAUCAUCUUUCAGGACAUUCAAUGCAACAGAUUAUAAACCAAUAGCCACCAUUGAUGUAAAAAGGAAUAUUUUUGACCUCUGUACAGACACGAAAGACUGUUACUUGGCAGUUAUUGAGAACCAAGGAAGUAUGGAUGCCAUGAACAUGGACACUGUUUGCAGGCUAUAUGAAGUGGGCAGGCAGCGAUUGGCAGAAGAUGAGGAAGAUGAGGAGGAAGAUCAGGAGGAGGAGGAGCAGGAAGAAGAUGAUGAUGAGGAUGAAGAUGAUACAGAUGACCUGGAUGAGCUGGAUACUGACCAGCUGUUGGAAGCUGAUAUGGAGGAAGAGGAAAACAACGAGAAUGCAGGAGAGGAUGGAGAAAAUGACUUCUCACCUUCUGAUGAUGAGGAACUGGCGAACCUGCUGGAGGAGGGAGAUGAAGGGGAGGAUGAAGAUUCUGACGCAGAUGAGGAAGUUGAGCUGAUUCUUGGUGACAGUAAGUAUGGCUUCCAGAAAAUAGAUUUUGGAGUAAUCCACAGAGAUUGUAUAAAGAGUAAGACACCCAUCCAUUUCACAAAAGUGCUCUAAGCUUUUUUUCUAGAUUCCAGUUGUGCCAGCUUCUCUUCUUUCUCAGUAGUCUCAGAAGAAAGGGAAGUGAUUUCCCAUAUUGUGGUUCUGAUGCCGAACAUUUAUCCUCAGUUUCUAGUCCAAACUGAUGAGAUUUUUUUAACCGUACAGUUUUGUCUUUGUAGACAGUACUGCUACUAACCCAUCUCUGUAGAUACAAGGCUAAGCAAUUAGGAUUUUUAAAAAUAGAGGGUUCCUAAGGUUCUGUUGACCUAUAAAGUUAAUAGUGGUCAUGAAAGCAUUGCUCAGUGAAGUGAGAAAAUCUGUUUCCUGUAGGCCUCAAAAUUUAGCCAUCUCAUCUUCAUAUGACAGACUCAGUUAUAUUAACACAGUUGUUAUAUAGUGUAAAAUGUUUACAACAUGAAGUUAUCUUUAAAAGCCAUGGACUGCUGAGUGCUAUAGACCACAGCAUGUGGACCUAUAGCACACAGCAUGAUGGAAACUGUCCCCUUUAAGCUCUGUAUCUGUGUGAGUAACUCAAUAAGACAUAUUUCUGGCUAAACAUGGCAUGGGUUCAAGCUACAGCCAUCUUCCAGGUGAAGAAAGUCCCAUCCCAUCCCCCCGGCUUGCUUUUCAGGAGCAUACUAUGUCAAGCAUCCAUAUUAUGGGUGUACAAAGUUACUCAUUUCAGAUGCACAUGGAAACUUGAUGCUGCCUCAAACAGUAUACAUAGCUUUGCUACUUGAUUUUCCUUCAUUUGGCAAUCUAACAUUGUUACAGAUGCUGAGUGCUUGAAACCUCUGGCUUUUCCAGUGGUUCCAUCUGAGUGACUGUUUUUUUCAUUCUCUCUCUGAAAGCUCUAUUUUGUAAAGUUCAAAAAAUACACAGAGGAUGAUAAGGGUAAAUGAUGGGAGAGGUAACUUCUAAAAGAGGAUGCUAUCUUCUUCUUUAUUUAUAUCCAGCCUUUUCUCCAAGACAGGGAAUCAAGCUUGCUUCUGGGUGAAUAUAUAUACUCUACUUGGUUACUGUCUUAGGGUACUUGGUGCAAGAUCUCAUUGUGUAAUUGUAUUUCUUCUUUGUGAUCUCUAUGAAUCAACAAUUGGGUAAUCUGCACAAGGGCAGGGCAUUGUUCAGAACUUUCUAGAAUCACUAAGCAGAAAAAGUUUGGCGGUAACACCGUCCACAAUCCCAAGAUUAUAUAAGGCCCAGUUGCCACCAAAAACCUGUUAGUUUUUUGCCUGUUCUUCUACAAUUUGUACUGCCUUAUUUUUUGACAAGAGCUUCUUCCAUUCCAACUUUGCAUUGUGAUGGCUUCCGCUUUUGAGUCAUUUUGUUCAGUGCUUAUAGUCUAGACCAUUAUGGCCUACUCAACUCACUUGGAGAGGUGUAAGCAGUGUUUGGGUAAACUCGACAUGGAUGGGCAUUCUAAGUGCCUUCGCAAAGGACAUUCUGUCCACUCAUGCAUUCAUUGCCAGGCCUUUACACCUUAGGAAAGGAAGAAUCGGGAGGUGAUUUCGUUCCUCCCGGUAUUAACAGGCCCUCUCGCCUUCCUCCUCCUAAACUGGUUUGAAGCAGUAAGACUUGAGCUCCUCCACAUCAGUCCCAGCAACCAUUUUGGGGAAAUCUUUUCCUCCUUCAACGUUUUUGAUGAAAGCUGCCAUGAAACGUUUGACAGAGGAAGUGACUGCUUUUAAUUCGAAGAGGACAAAAUCUAAGGAGCCUACUCCUUCACCAGAGAAACCCCUGACACCAGGGAAGGCUUACAAAGCAGAGGAGACCAAAAAGAAAAGGUCAUCUCAUGCUGAACCGCUAAUCCUAAACGCUGAAUUACCAGGAGCCCAGAGGGCAACUUCUAAAACUAUUCCUCUCACCUUGUCUCUGGAAGGAAGGCCUGAUACCGGUGAGCCACACUCUGAGGGUGAAGAGGUUGAAGCUCCCAUAGAAGUGGUUGGGGCUUCCCCAGCUACACCUCCAAUUGACUAUGAGAUUGAGCCAGUAUGAAGCAGGGCCACGUCUCAACCAAGGUUUCAUUCUGCUUCGGCAAACCAGCCUGUUGGGGUGGAAGCCAGUCUGGUACCACCAUACCACUGACAUGUGGACCAGGUUUCCCUGAAAGUCCCUCAACAUUGUGCUCAAGAGUUGAGUCAAUAUUUUCAUGCCACUCCAACAGACAAGGAGGGGAAGAAGAUUGAUGCCAUCAGCAGGGAGGUCUGUUCUGGUGCUUCUUUGCUGGCCUGUAUCUCGACCAACGGGGCCAAUUAUUAGAGGCAUGUAUGCGACCCGAUUGCCCCUUUCUUUGACCAUCUAGACAACUAAGUCAAAUCUGCCUUAUCAACCUUUUGCCAAGAAGUCCUGUUUCUGGCACAUCACCAAGUCCAACUGUCUAAACACAUUGCUGACACUUCUGGUAAAAUGCUGGCCCAUGCCAUGCUUGGCUUCUCCCUCUAGCCUGAUCUGUUCCCAGAAACUCUUAAUUGGAGAAAAUAAUCCCACAAGAGAAGAUAAAGACAAAAAUUAGACAGAUCUAAACAAAGUAAUAACUAGGGAGGGGAUGAUAGAUGUGGGGAGAACUAUAAAAGGAAAUUUAAAAAGAUUUACAUUUCAUCAGUUCACCAAAACUAUUCAAGAGUCAAUUAUAUUUUUGUCUCAAAAGGCUUAAUCUCUAAAUCUCUAGAUGCAGAGAUAAGAGUUAUAAAAAUUUCAGAUUGUGCAUUAAUUAGCAUAGAUAUAAAAAUUUUAAAAAUAUAUAAAAUAGCUAAGAGAUAGAUAAUUGAUAAUAGAGUCCUUGAAGAUAAAAAAUAAGAGAAAAUUUAUCAAAAGAACUAAAAGAUACUUGGGAGAUCAAUGAUAAUAAUCAGUGUCUCUUCACAAUAGUGUGGGACACAAUGAAAGCAGUAUCUAGAGGAAUCCUUGUUAAAGAACAAUACAAAUUAAGAGAACAACAAGAAAUAGAAGGAAAAAGUUUGGAAAUGGAAAUUUUCUUUUAUUAAUUCUGACUUUUUUAUUUCCAUUACUAUAAAAGUUUAGCAUAUUUUGCCAUUUUUUAAAUUCUUGGAUCAAAAUUUUUAUAGAUAACGUUCUAAAUAAGAAAUUUAAUUUAGGUAAUAUUUUCAUUUAACCAAUGCUAUCCUACCAAAAAGAAUCCACAAAAAGAAGGUGGCUUAGGCCUCCCAAAUAUCAAACUAUACUACCAAGCCAAUCAAAUAAGACACAUAGCAGAAGGCUUAGCAAACCAAAGAGACUUGGAAUGGUUAGAAGAGAGUGAUAAAAAACUAGAUUUGAAAUUGGAAUAUAUUUUCUUUCUAGAUAAAAAUGGAAGAUAUAAGAAGAACUGGUAUAAUAAGAUAAGUAAUCCCUUCUUAAAAAUAUUUUGGAAAUCUGGAGGAAAUAUAAAGCAAAAUUGAGGCCAAGUAUCUCACCCCUAACUCCAGGAUUAAUUACAAACAAUUUCCCUGAAAUUUUUUAAAAAGGACCAGAAAAAGAAUUAAAAAGAAGAGAAAUAAUGACAAUAAAAGACUGGGAUUUAAAGAUGACAAAUAUAGAAAGAAUUAGAGAUCAAAUAUUAGAAAAUAAUAUAACACGUUAUAAAUGCCUGCAACUCGGAAAAUAGUCAACAGAUAUACAAAAUAAAUGUGCGGGGUAGAGAAUAUACAAAAUUUGAGAGGAUGAUUAUCCAAAGUGAGACUAAAGCAGAAAAUGAAACAAUAAAAGCUACAUUAAGUGAUAUUUAUUAACUAUUACUGGAAGAAGAGCAGAUUCAGGACCAUCUCAAAGAAAUAUGGGAAUUAGAUCUGGGAAGAAGAGUGAAUAAUCAAGAAUGGAAAAAAUAUGGAGUAAGCGCAACUUAAAAUAUGUCUAUAAGAAUUAAAGAAAAUUAUUAUAAAAUAGUAUGGAGGUGGUACUUAACAGCAGUUAGGUUAAACCAGACAGAGGAGAAACAUUCAAAUCAAUGCUAAAGAGGAUUCCAAUAAUUAAGCUUAUAUAUCCAUAUGUAGUCAUGUAGAUUUAUACAAAAAUUUUGGAAAAUAGUCUUUAAAGAAGUAAGAGCAAUAAUAAAAGAGGUAACAGAUACACCAGAAAUAGCAUUAUUAUCAUUGUAUGAUAAUAUUAUAUCCUCACAAGAAAUGAAGGAAUUAAUUUCCACCCUAUGGUAGCUAGACUGAUAAUUCCAAAAAAAUUGGAAAGAUAAAGGUGAAAUUCAAUUAGAAGAAUGGUAUAGAGAAGUUUGGAACAUAGUGAUUAAUGACAAACUGACUUUUGACAUUAAAGUUAAAAAGGGAAUAUGGAAACAAACAGAUUUUGGAAAAUAUGGGGAAAAUGUAUAGAAUUUGUAUUUACUGAAGGACGGGAACAAACCUGCAACAGAAACAAUUAAAUUCUGGAGAUAAAGAAUAAGAUAAGUUGGUCCAGGUGAAGGUAGCACAGAGAAAAGAUGGGGAAAGUUUUAAACUAAAUUAGGUGGUUUUUAUUAUUACAUCUAUUAUUAUUUUAUGAUAUUAAGUCUAUAUAAUGAUUGUAUCUUUGUUGACUUUUCUUGUUGACCUUAUUCAUAUAUUGAGAAAACUCGUACUACAAUAUACUUUCUCGAUGCAGAUAGUGUUUUAUUAUGUUUUUCUUGCACAUGCUUUUGUUGGUGACUAUAUUUGGAAUUUUGUUUUCUUGAAUAAAUAAAUAAAUAAAUAAAAGAACUAACAAUGUCACGGUAUGAUCCUACCUCGACAACUGGCUCUUAGUUUUUUGAAGAGUUACAAAAUCUGCACCCACUUGUGUUACAUUCAGUCUCGAACUAGAGCCUCUUGAAGCUUAUGGACAAGCCCUUUGAACCCUUGGCCACAUGUUUCUUACAUCUGUUGCCAUGGAAAGCUACCUUCUUGGUGGCAGUUACUUCUGUGCUUUCUGCCAGGAUCAUACAUACCUGUCUGUUCGACCUGAUAGUCAUUCUCAGGCUUGAUAUUAUCUUCUUGCCAGAGGUGAUGUCUUUGAUUUGAAUCAGGACCACCAAACUGUGUCAAAGCACAUGGAAUUAGGGUAACUUUUGCUUCUGUUGCUUUUCUCAAAGGGAUCCCACUAGAAGCAAUUUGUAUCCUGUUCACUUUUGUAUCACUACCGAUUGGAUGCUCGAUUCCUGAAAGACACUUCCCUUGGUUGCUGUUUUAUUAUCAUGUGUUUCAUGACUCCCCUCGCCUCUCUGGAGGCAGUUUUGGGGUUACUUUAUGUGUUUAUUUUCUAUGCAACUUUUCACUGGGCAGAUUUACUGAAUGUAUCAAAUUGUUAUCCUGAUUGUACAAGUUUAUCUUAUAUGAAUGUAUGGGUAUGCUUUGUAUGAUGCUCAUUGAGCACUUUAUGUGCAGUUACAUGCACCAAUGACUGGAAAGUGUGAGAUGACACUUUUCAGAAGUUUAUUUUGUACAAUUCUGCAAAAGUAUAUUCAUGUAUAUUUCAUUGGUAUUACAUUGGAAUUAAAUCUUGAUGGUUGUACAUAUGUUUUGUGGUACAUUCUACAUUCUUUCAAUGGACUGUUUACAUAAGUGUUCUUGUUAUGGGUACAUGAUUCAUACUGAAUAACGUUUUUUGACUUAGUACCAAAGGCAGUGGUCUGUUGUGUCAUGACUUCUACCUCAAAUAACUUCUGCUUGCUAGUCACCCAAUUGUGUAAUUCACAGAGACCACAAAGAAGAAAGAUAGGUUCUUCGAGUGUUUAUCUUUGAAUUUACACAAUCCUCCCCAUCCUCCCCAUACAGGGUCAUGCCACCUCAGAUCUCAAUACAGGCUGUGGCUGCAGCUUAGGAACUGAGGGGGUUUGGCGGCAACAGACCUCUUAUAGUUUUGGGAUGGUGAGAUGGGUUCUGCCAACACUUUUCUGCCUAGUGAUUCUAGAAGAUUACGACCAGUGCUUUGCGCCUGCACAGAUUAUCCAAUUGUGUGAAUUCACAGAUGACCACUGUAAUUGCCUUCUUGUCCAACUGCAAUAGGGUUGUUGACCCAUCAAAGUACUGAUGGAACAGAGCCAAUGCCCAACUACCUUGUAUUUGUGGAACGAGGAAAGAGAAGAUUUAAUACACUACCUGUUACAUUGCCCUUCUUAUAAUGACCCCAGAAACAAUCUCCUGGGAGCCAUUUAGAAGAAAGGCCAGCAUGGCAACAGUCAGCAGUUAUCUGUGACCUGUUAGCGGAUUAUUCCAAAAAUAUAACAUUAAAGGUUGCCACAUUUGCAGUCACAGCCCAAAAAAUCCAAGCUAAAUUUGUAAAGUCCACAGCGGAGGCUAGAAAUGGAAACAGUUUGGGAUAAUACAAAUCAGAUAUUGUUAUUGUUAUCAUGUCUAUGGGGAUUGUCACUGCUACUGUAAUAUGACAAAGCUAGUUUAUAGAAUAAGUUUUAAUGUUUAUAUUGGAAAGUGUAUACUGUACUUUUAAAAGUUGUAUAUUAUUUGAUGUCAUGGCCUAUGGCUAGUACAAUAAACAACUCACUCAUAGAUGAACACUCAAAGAAAUAGUUACAGGUAAGCAAUCGGUCCUUUCAAAGGAACUCAGAACUUGUACGAUAAUCUUUUAUGACUUGCAGGUCAGUGACAAUCUGCCUUUAUAGGAGGGUCAUCCAUUCUUCUACUUUGGGAAAGUUUCUAUGAAGAAGGAAACCUAACUAAAUUGUUCUUAAUUAAUUUAAUUUACCAUUGUCUCUCUUUUUUGCUCUCCACUAUUUUUUUGUUUUUAUCCAACCAUAACUGGAUGAGUUGCAGAAGUCUAUCUCAACAUGUGUGUUUGGUUGGGGUACUGCUUUGACUCUGAAGACCAGGCUCUAAAUCCUCUCUGAACCCUGAAAAUCCACUGGGUGGCCAUGGGACAAGUCACACUCUUCUGUCCUCAGAAAAGGCAAACACAAACCUCACCUUGCCAAGAAAAAUCUGUGAUAGGUUUGCCUUAGAAUUACCAUAAGUAAGAAAUAAUUUUAAGACACACAACAGCAACAAAUGGAAUAGAGAGGAGCUGACUGAGUGACUGAUACUGGGAGCAGAGUGUAUUAUUUAAAUAAACUAGAAUUCUUGAUUCUAGAACACUUAUAUUUGCAUCUUAAAGGGCACAUCAUUCAGAUACAUCUGGCUUCAAAAUUACUGAUUUAAAAGGAGUGAAGCAUGGAAAAACCUUUUGUAGAAAGAGAGGCAAGUGUAUCCAAUAAGCAUGUAGGUAGUGUAAGGGCAGCACAACUAAAUCCACACGAUCCACAAAUAAGUUGCAGCUCUUCCUUCUUCUCAGAGUAGCAUAAAGUCAACUGAAGAUAUCCAUCUCAAAAACCAUGUUUAACCAUGUAAAGGAUACAUGUAUAGCCAUGUAAAAACUUCUGUCAUGAAGUACAAUGCUCUAUACUUGAUCUCUUAUUUGAAGUUGCUCUGUAAUAUUAAUGUGCAUGUAUUAUUUUACUAGUAACUUCAAGUGUGGUGUGAUGCUUGCAGAAAGCACCCUUCAUCUCACCUUCAUUGAGUUUCAUCUCCUGGCCAUAUUGUGUCCCAUGUAGUGAAUAAUGCAUUGUUCUCUCUGUUCUCCAUUGUACUGGAUUUCUGGAUUAGUACUUUUCAAAGGCUUUUUUGUCAUGUUCUCCCUUAUGUGAGUCUAACUUAAACUGAGAGCCCUGGGCAAAUCUCUAGUGUGCAUGCGCUGCAUAGAUUUACCUGGCUGGGUUCUUUCAGCUUGCAUUCUGAUUGUAAUAUAGGACCUUCUUUUUAACAGAUGUCCCUUGAAAAUGUCAGUAAGGACUCAGGAAAAGAAGGGCUCUUUAGUAUUAGUAUUAUUUAUUAUUUAUUUCAUUUAUAUGCUACCUUUAUCUUAAAAUUGGGGCAUAAAUGGCUCACAAAAAGGAUAAAUUUAAACAGCAAUACAAAUUUAAAGACAAUUAUAAGUUAUUACAUUAAAACAGUGUAAAAUCAUUUUAUAAGCUUCCCUGUGAUCAAUUACUCAUUAAAAGCCUGCUUAAACGGGACUUUGCCUGCCUUUGGAAAAAAAAAAAACAGCAUGGAGGGGGACAGUCGAACCUCUCGAAGAAAGGACUUCUGCAGAGAGGGGGCAGCCACUGCGAAGGCUCUCUCAAGAGUCCUCACCAUGUGAGCCUGUGAUGGUGGUGGGACCGAGAGAAACCCCUCCCUUGGGGACAUUAAGGCCUUUUGAAGAGUUCUACCCUGCCAGUUAAUGUUUUUAUUUCUGCACACUUCUUCUGAUAAUUACAUUGCUGAAUAAACACCAUUGGGAACUAACCCAUACAUACUGUGGAAGCAGAGCUAUGAGCCUAAACAUGCAGAAUUAUUUCAUUAUCUCUCUUGAAUUUUCGUUUUGUGACACCAAUGUUUCACAAGUGAUGUUUUGAAUGCUACACUGCCAUAGAUUCCAUACACAAUGCAGUUGUACUUCCCUGCCUGGAUUUUCUAUAUCUAGGCAGCAGGUUUUGAUGUGGCUGUUUUAGUGACAAAGUAGAUGCAGGCAGCUGCUUAAAAACAAAGAUACUGGCCAAACUCGGCUUUCCAAGUGAGUCUUUCUUGUUGCCUAUGCUGCCUGUUCUGAAAUGAUAGGAUAUUAUUAUAAGACUGUUUUGGAGUACUUGGUGUUAAGUGCAAUAAGUCUGCUGUCCUUGGUAGGUUUUAAACAGACAAUAUCUCUGGUAGCUAUUAAACAGACAAAAUGAAGUACAUUUAAAUUCCAUGCCAGCAUAAAGUUGUUUUCCUUUAUCCCCUAAGGUAGUGUAUACACAAUGAAUCACAAACAUUCUUCUGUAUCCUCUCAUAUUUCAAUAGUAACCUUCAAUAGUAACCUUUGGAAACAAGGAGUGGGCCAGAAUCCAUUUGCCUAAGCACACUUUCUUACGUGUGUGUAGGAAUCGACAUGUUAUAGUAACUGCCCCACCUGAAGCAUAGUUCUAGACCCAGAGCAAACACAGUCAAACCUCCUCUGCAUUCCCUACCUGCAGGGGCAGGCUGUUACAACACAACCUUGAAAUGGGGAAGUAAUAAGUUGCCUUUUCCUCUCCACAGACAUGGCAUCAUCAAACCAAUUAUUAUUGGAACAAGGAUGGCAGUGAAAGUUGUCUGCCCCAUAUUGUUUAGUAUGAGAAAUGGCACCAUCUGUGAAGAGAAUUAAUGUCUCCUCUGUGGCCUGCUUUUCUAGUUAAUCAAACUAUUACAGAUUUCACUUCAGAAAUAUUACCAGCCUUUUCUUGUUUGUUUAGCUUUAUUAGGGUAUCAAGUAAACAGGGAGCACCAUUUGAUCUUUUACAGGUUUUGAAAUUUCAUCUUGUCCCCUUUUUGAAUAUAAUAACUAAACCAUGAGUAUAAUCUUGUGUCUCUGAUGUCUCUUUGGGCCUGUGAAUAUGGAUAGGAGAAAAGUCUCACCUACUCAACUUUUGCCUGGCUGGUCAUUGCUCAGGGUUCCUAGGUGACCAUAUUGCUGCUAAAAGUGGUUCUGGCUCUUGACAGUUACUGUUGGGGUGAAGGCGCUUGGUUUGGGAACCUUUUUGACAUGAAAGUUUUGCAUUGUUCAAAUAAACCAUUUAUCCCCUUUCUAGCUGACAGCUCCGAUAAUUUGGAUUUGGAAGAUGACAUAAUCUUAUCUCUGAAUGAAUGAGCAGCUAUCCCACAGGAUGUUGGUGGCAGGAAGGCGCCCGUCUCAGAAGCCAGGAGACCAAACAGGAGGCGAUACUGUGCACCCUCUCAGAUUGUAAUUCUCGGAAGAACAUCUAAAGAUCUCCAGCCCUCCUGGUCUUGCAGAGGACAGAUGCAGACUGCUGGCAUGGCCAGAGCCUUCCUACAAAGAGACUAGAGGGGUUUAAAGGCCUUUCUUUUCUUUCUUUCUUUUUGUUUUUAGGCUGAGACAAGAGUCUCCUCUCCACAGAGAUGUCUGAAGAUAUUUCAAUAUAUUUUCUUUGUAUAAAGUUCUUUCCUAAAGAACAGAAAUAGUUUUAUAUGAAACAAAAAAGGAUAAAAAAACAGGCAGAUGUUAUAAAGAGGGUAUGAAUAUGUACCCUUCUAUUUAGAUGCCAUGAUAAAUUUUGGGGAAAGGAAAAAGUUUAACAAUAACAAAAGGGCAUUUUUAUUGAAAAGUGAAGGGUGGGAGGCAGUGAAUCAUGGAUUGUAAAACUGUGGAUGAGUGAUUUUUAUUUUCAAUAUAAUUUUAAUAGAGGUGUUGCUACCUGCUGUGAAAUGUUCAUUUUUUUUGUCAGAUGCCUUUUGUCUUAUCAAAAACCCAAGACAUCCUGCUGUAGUGGCCAUGCGGGAGGCUGAAGGUCCUGUUCACAACCUGCCGUUGCUGGAAAUGAAGGACUCAUUUAUAAGUUCCCCUUCAUUUUAUCCCAGCCUUUCUUUUGUGAUUAAAAAUUUCAAUCUACCUUCCUUUCUGCCCUGAUUGUGAAAACUGCAAAUCGAAGGCCUUUUUCUUUAAUGUAAAUUGUAUUUAUUAAAAAAAUAAAAAUAAAAUUCAUCUCCAGUCUGUUCAUA